AUGGCUUUGGUAGGCACCAAGUGCUCCGCUUGUCUUCUUGUUUUGGCGGUAUGGGGUGUUAUUAUGCUGGUCCUUAUGGGUGUGCUUACGCGUGUAAACGCUGUGGCCUUCAUUGAGGAUAUACCAAUUAACAUGACGGAAUGGGAGCAAACUAAAUUUUCUCCGGCUUACAUUGACGAGAAGUUCGCUAUGGUUUCGACCAAUUGUUUCAUUGCUGCAGGCGUUUACCUUCUUGUUCUCAUUUUUGCUGCUGUCCAACUUCACCUCAACACUCGUCGUAGUUAUUCAACCCCGUAA
Molecule: messenger RNA, 297 nt
Organism: Rodentolepis nana
Lineage: Eukaryota; Metazoa; Platyhelminthes; Cestoda; Cyclophyllidea; Hymenolepididae
Source: the annotation of a GenBank genome assembly